AUGGAUGAGGACCGCCUGGAUGAGCUGGUGGACCGCAGCCUGGGGCUCAGCGCUGCCCCCGAGGCCAGUGAUGCGGAGGAAAGCAGUGACGGUGCCAGUGGGGGCUCCGAGGACACGGACAGUGAGCUCGGCGACGGCUCCGACGGCGAAGAGGAGGGGGACCCGGAGGACGGAUCUGAGUCCGAGGACGACGACAGUGACGAUGACGGGCAGGUGCUGGUGGCGGCCGACCCGCAGGGGGAGCUGGUGGCCAAUGGCGUGGGCGAUUCUGACGACGACGCGGAGAGCUGCCCCAUUUGUCUCAACACGUUCAGGGACCAGGCUGUGGGGACGCCCGAGGGCUGCGCCCAUUACUUCUGCCUGGACUGCAUCCUGGAGUGGGCCAAGAAUGCCAACUCCUGUCCCGUCGACCGGACUCUGUUUAAGUACAUUUGUAUUCGAGCCCAGUUUGGUGGGAAAGUCCUGAGGAAGGUGCCAGUGGAGGGCGCCCGGGCCGGAGAGGAGGAGGACGACCCCACCUUCUGUGAGGUGUGCGGCCGCAGCGACCGCGAGGACCGCCUGCUGCUCUGCGACGGCUGCGAUGCCGGGUACCACAUGGAGUGCCUGGACCCCCCUCUCCAGGAGGUGCCCGUGGACGAGUGGUUCUGUCCGGGAUGUGCCAGCCCCGGAGCUGCCGGCCUCCCUGCAGUCGCGGACCCCGUGUCCGAGGAGGAGGUCUCUCUGCUCUUGGUCGACGUGGUGCCCACCGCCAGCCGGCUGCGGCCUCGCGAGGGGCGGACCCGGGCCAUCGCCAGGACGCGGCAGAGCGAGCGUGUCCGAGCCACUGUGAACCGGAACCGCAUGUCCACUGCCAGGAGCAUCCAGCACGUUCCCAGGUACCUGGUGUCCUCCCUGCUUGACGAGACCAUCGAAGCCGUUGCCUCUGGUCUGAGUACAGCCGUGUAUCAGCGCCCCACAGCGUCGCGGGCCCCCGCCAAGCGGAGGAGGAAAGCAAGACGCCGGAGGAAAGUGCAGGGCAGGAAGAAGGCCCCGCCCGGGGCCGCCAGGGGCAGGAGCUCGGGGACGAGGCCCAAGAGGCGCCAGGGCCGCGGGAAGAAGAGGAAAGGACAGAAGCUGAAGAGCGAAGUCACAGCUCGUGGGCGCAUCGCACGGACACUGGGCCUCCGGCGGCCGACCCACGGGGCCUGCAUCCCAUCCGUGUGCCGGCCUGUGGACCCCUCCCUGGGGCUGAUGCGUGCGGACAUCGGCGCUGCCUCUCUCUCCGUCUUUGGAGACCCUUACGAGCUGGACCCUUUCGACAGCAGUGAAGAGCCUUCUGCCAGCCCCGCCUCCCCCCUGAGCGCCAAGAGGAGGGUCCUGUCCCGCUCAGCCCUGCGGUCUCACCAGCCCGUGGCCCGGCCCGUCUCCAUGGGGCUCUCCAGGAGGAGCAUUCCCGCCCCGGCACCCGAGCCAGACGUGGACGAGGCCCCUGUCCCCGACCUGCUGGGGAGCAUCCUGUCGGGCCAGAGCCUCCUCCUGAUGGACAGCGCGGACAUCACCAUCCACCGCGACGGCUCCCUCAGCGCUAAGAGGGCAGCACCUGUUUCUUCUCAGCGGCACUCAGUCGGUCUGUCCCGAGGGGGAGAAGGCCCUGGGCCCCGGGACGGCCCCCAGCCCCCAGCCCCGAGCUCAGGGAACCCGGGAAGCCUGGGCAGGUCCGCCCCGCCCCACGUCCCUGUGCUCCCGUCAGGCUCCGAGAGACUGGACUCCUCAGCGACCCCUCGGCCAGGCCAGGCCCAGAGCUCGCCCAACGUGAGCAUUUCUGGCGUCAGACGGCGGGAGGGCCCACACCUCAGAGGCGACAGUGAGGGUGCCAGGGCUCCGGGAUUCACAUCUAGGAUCUCAGACGGCGGCCCUGACCUGCUGGCCACCUGCGCGGUGCUGGGCCAGGCCCCGCGGCCAGCGCCGCGGAGAGCAGACAUCUCCCAGCUCCCCCGGAUACCCAAGAUGCGGAGGGACGGCGGCAGUGGAUGGGCGGACGCAGCCCCCGCCCCCGCCCCCGCCGGCGGGCAGCGAGGGGAGCUCCCCAGCGCCUGCAUCAGCCGGCUCACAGGCAGGGAGGGCCCGGGGCAGCCUGGCCUCGGGGCCCGGGCGGAGGGCUCUCCCCGUGGCAGGGGCCCCCAGGAGCCCAGCGUUCACUCGGGGGGCAGCGCUCAGACCCCUGCCCCGCUGGGACCCUCGAGGGGGAAGGGCAGCAGUUCGACCUUCGAGAGCUUCCGGAUCAAUAUCCCUGGGAACGCGGCGCACUCCGGCAGGCUCUCCGGCCCCGGCUUCUGCAACACGUUCCGGCCCGUGGACAGCAAGGCGCAGCGGAAAGAGAGCGCCGCCCCCCUCUUCUCCCUCCGGAAGACCAAGCAGCUCAAGAGCGAGAUCUACGACCCCUUCAACCCCACAGGCUCCGACUCCAGCUCCGCCGGCAGCAGCCCCGAGCGCCUGGGCCCCGGCCUCCUGCCCUCGGAGAUCACCCGCACCAUCUCCAUCGGCAGCCCCCGCGCCCCGCCCUCGCAGACCGUGCGCUGCGUCACCUCCUACACGGUGAAGGCGGUCUUCGGGGAGCCCGAGGCCGCUCCGGGGCCCUCCGGCCCGCUCCCGCUGCGGGGCGAGGAGCCCGCCGGGGGCCUGGACUCACGGGAACCCUGGGAGGACGAGGACCGGCCGCCACGCACCGCCUUCCUCGGCUCUGAGGCGCGGAGGGUGACCUGCGUGCCUGUGGAGGAGCCGGCCACGCCGCCGCCCACCACCCACCGCAUCGUGGAGCUGCGGUCCCCGUCCCGCUCCCGCUCCAGCUCCCGCGGCAGAGACACAGACCCGCAGAAGCAGGCCCCCGGGCCCGCCCGCUCCGGGGACGGGAGCUCCCGGUCGCUGUCACCGCCGGGGGGGGAGGACCAGGCCAGGAGGCCCCCCCGGGCCCGGGCCCGGGGGUCCUCCAGCGACCGCUCCAGCAGCCACGAGCGGGCCAAGCGGAGGAAGGCCAAGGACAGGAGCCGGGAGAGGCCGAGGGAGGGCCGGGGCCGGCGGCGCUCCGGCAGCCCUGGGAGCUCCUCGCACGAGCACCGCCAGAGCAGCAGGAGGAAGAGGCGGUCGGGGUCCCGGUCUCAGGGCAGGGGGUGCUCUCCCCCCAGCAGCCUGGAGAGGGCCCGGCGGCCCCGCCGGCCCAGGGAGAGGAGCCGCGAGCGGCCCCGGGACCGGAGGGGCUCCCGGGAGAGGCGGUGGCACCAGUCGCGGUCGCCCAGCCCGGAGCACCGGUCCCGGGAGCACCGGAGGCCUCGUUCCCGGGAGAAGCGGCCCCGGCCCCGCUCCCGCUCCCGCUCCCGCUCCCCCGGGAGGAAGCUGCCUGUGACGGAGGCUUCCCACGUGCCCCCUCCCCAGGAGGAGUCGGGGCCGGGCCGGGCAACGGGGCUGCAGGCCGCAGCGGGGCUGCAGGCCGCAGCAGGAGCGGGCACGUGGCCGGGAGGGGCUGAGGCCGAACAGGCCCCCCCGGCGGCGCCCCCCGCCCCAGAGGCGCUAGCGGAAGGUGCCCCCGAGGACCUGGACUACGUGGACUCCGUGGAGGCGGGGCACGUCUUUGACGACUUCGCCAGCGAAGGCCUCUUCACGCAGCUCGACGACAUGAGCUCGCCGCCCUCCCCGGAGAGCACAGACUCCUCCUCGCCUGAGCGCCAGGCCCCCCCGGUCCCCCCGGCCCACCCGCAGCCGGACCGCAGCCUGGCUGCCAUCAGGAGGGAGGUGUCGCUGAUCCACAGCGAGGACGCCGAGCAGCCCCUGCCCUGGACCAAGAGUCCCCACGAGAAGGCCCCGUGCCAGCAGGCCCCGGCCCAGGCCGCGGGGCCAGGUGCCCCGGGAGGCCCGGCCGGGGGUGGCGCGCAGCUGGGGAAGGAGGGAAGCCCCUGCCCGACCGCCGCGCUUCGGGCUAAAGCCCCUGUGAAGAGGGUCACCUGGAACCUGCAGGAGGCGGCCGGCGGCGCUCCGGCUGAGGACAGGGCCCUGCGGACCCCACUUCACAGGCCCCAGCAGCCCCAGGAAGAGGCCUGGGAGCCCGGAGACGGGGGCCUUGUGGUGGACUCCCAGCAGGCACCCUGCCCCGAGCCCCCUCCUGCUUACACGCGUCCAGAGCCCGGCUUUCCCCUUGCGGACCCUGCUCAGGUUUAUGGCUCCAGCCUGCCUCCUGCCCUGGCUCUGCCCUCCAGUGUUCCGCCCUACGCUCCAGUCAGCCAGCCCAUGGUGCAGUUUAUCCUGCAGGGCAGCCUCCCCCUGGCGGGCUGCGGGGCGGCCCCCAGCCUGGCACCCGUGCCCACCGUCCUGACCACAGCCUCCGAGCCGGCUGGCCACGCCACCGCCACCAACAACUCCGAGGAGAGGACGGCCACUCCCCGGCCGGCCCCAGAAAAAGCCAAGAACGAGGAGUACCUGAAGAAGCUGCACAUGCAGGAGCGGGCGGUGGAGGAGGUGAAGCUGGCCAUCAAGCCCUUCUACCAGAAGCGCGAGGUCACCAAGGAGGAGUACAAGGACAUUCUCCGCAAGGCGGUGCAGAAGAUCUGCCACAGCAAGAGCGGGGAGAUCAACCCAGUGAAGGUGGGCAACCUGGUGAAGGCCUACGUGGACAAGUACAGGCACAUGCGCAGGCACCGCAGGCCCGAGGCCGGGGAGCCCGCUGCCGAGGGCUGA
Molecule: messenger RNA, 4704 nt
Organism: Pipistrellus nathusii (Nathusius's pipistrelle)
Lineage: Eukaryota; Metazoa; Chordata; Mammalia; Chiroptera; Vespertilionidae
Source: the annotation of a GenBank genome assembly